This is a messenger RNA of Orcinus orca (killer whale), 3234 nucleotides long. RefSeq names its product EF-hand domain containing 2 (gene EFHC2). Gene Ontology annotation, cellular component: microtubule. Gene Ontology annotation, biological process: regulation of neuron projection development. The record is from RefSeq and is a predicted model, not a curated record. Lineage: Eukaryota; Metazoa; Chordata; Mammalia; Artiodactyla; Delphinidae.
UUUUCCCCUAGCCCCGCCCCGGCCCCGCCCCGAGCUCCCGGCCUGUCGAAGCCCCUUCUCCUUUCGUGACACCUAUUUCGGUCUCUAGGUAACGUGGGGUCGGGGGUCAAACAGCGCGGCUGCAGGGUGGCAGCUGCCUGCCGGCCCCUCUUCUCGGCCCCUUGACCCUCGGACGCUCAGAGCCAUGGCGAUGCCGCUGCUGCCGGGCCACAGCUUCAACCGCAACAUGGGAAAAGAGAAAUUCCACAAAUCUCAACAUUGGGGCUUUUGCAACAAUGUUAGGAUGCUGGUGAGUGAAGAUAAACCAGGAAUAAGUGGAGAACUGCUUCUCGGACAAAAGAUAAAGCCAAAACAUAGUGUAUUUCCUAAAGGAAUGGGAACUGAUUCACCAUCCUGGGUGGCUUUUGAUAAACAGGGUAAUUUCUAAUUAUGAUUCCAACAGGUAUUAUCUUUUGAUGCCUAUUUAGAAGAUGAAGUGCCUGAUAAAAUUCAAGAAAACUAUAGAAUAAGAUGCUAUAAAAUCUACUUCUACCUUGAAGAUGACACAAUUCAAGUAAAUGAACCAGCAUUGAAAAAUAACGGACUGCCUCAAAGAAUUUUUAUCCGGCGUCAUCGGAUUUCUCUGCCGCCUCCUGAUGAGGAUCAGUUUUAUACUGUGCAUCGUUUUAAUAUCAACAUAGACAUUGUCUUUUAUGGUCGGACAUUCAAGAUUUAUGACUGUGAUACAUUCACAAAAAACUUUUUGAAGAAAAUAGGAGUCAAAUUAAACCCCCCGGGACAGUGUCCAGAAGAUCCUUACCUGAAGACACAGAGAGAGAAGCUAGACUGCAUGGAGCCCUUACGUCCCUAUCAGUCCUUCGACGCUCUGAAACAGUUCCUUGAGUAUGAUAGGAAGGUUUUGCGUUUCUUCUGCCUGUGGGACGACUCAGGCUCAGUGUUUGGGGACCAUAGAGAACUCAUCCUGCAUUACUUUCUGUCUGAUGAUACCAUCGAAAUCAAAGGAGUAUUGCCACAUAACUCAGGAAGAGAUGCUACGUCAUUGUUCCUCCAGAGGAGAAAGGUACCUAAGUAUGGCCCCCCUGGAGUCUAUCAACCAGGCCAGAUAACAGACCGGACAGUUCUCAAUGUAGAUGGUGGCUUGUCAGAGAACCGAGUGUAUGGCUGUCUGUUGGAUAAAUACAAGCUAGGAAAAGUAGACCAAGAGUUUUACAAAGAUAGUGACCUGUCCAUAGGAACCGCCAUCAAUGUGUGGGGAAGGAAAGUGCUCCUUUGUGACUGUGAUGAAUUCAUGAAGACUUAUUGUAAGACUAAAUAUGGAAUUGAGAACUUUACCUCGAUUUCAUGCAAGGCCCCAUCUCCUCCAAAUAUAGAAAGGAAAUUUCCACGUUACACCGGCUUUGGUUCUGAAGAGGAUUCUCUCUGCUCCUGCAGAGGCCUCGUGCCCACACCUCAUCAGAGGAACGUCAUGGAAAAUGACAGCUACAGCAACAUAAGCAAUACACUCCGUUUUUUUGCAAAACUAAUCACACACAAAUGUGCCGAUGUGGAAGGGACGUUUGCUAUUUCAUAUUUUCUCAGUGAUGACACAAUUUCAGUGUUUGAACCUAUGGAGAGGAAUUCAGGGAAUACUGGUGGGAUGUUCUUAAAAAGAAUUCGUGUUAAGAAGCCUGGACAAGAAGUCUUUAAAAGUAAACUCUCAGAAUAUAUCAAGGCUGAGGAGCUAUAUGUUGGAGCCAAAGUGAACGUGAAUGGCUACCUAUUUCUUUUGGUCAGUGCUGAUGUGUAUACCUUAAACUACAUGGAGAGGAAUUCAGAUAAGUUUCUUAUGAGCAACAUUGAACUUGCCCUACAAAAGAUAAAACAAGAAGAAUCACAAUCCAGAGAUCUCAAGCAGGUGUUUACAGCUGCUGAUUGCAUGCACACGAAGAUGGUGGCUUAUAAUACAUUCAGGGACAUAAAUAAUGAUGCGUCUGUCGGGAAACUCACAGACUAAGAAGUUAUAACCAUUGCACGUCACUACCAGGUGCCUGAGGAUCCCCGUCCAGAUACGAAUGUCCUAAUUGCACAGGCCCAUGAACAGCUCAAGAAAAAUACUUUUGAGAAUUUUGAAAGACUCAUUGCUACCUGUGUAUACCAAGAUCGGGAAAAGGAAAAAUUAUUACCCAGCAAAGACAUCAAAAGGCUGUGCAGGUCCUCCUGAUUACCUUUGAAUGAUGAUCUUCUGGGAUCCUUACUCUCCAGGUUUGAAGACAGUGAAAAACAAAUAAAUUACGAGUCAUUUUUCUGUGCCCUGAACUGGAGAGUGAAUCCGAUGCCCGAAUUGGAAGCAGUAUGGUACAUUAAAGAGAGAUGUGAAGAUGAGUGGCUUGGGAUGCCAUCACCUAUUCCUGUGAAAUACAUUUACUAUUUAAACCUUUUAAAGGAUGUGUUUGGCUUAGAGGAGGAGUAACCAUGCAGUUUUGGUUGGUUAACUCCCUUUGAUUUCCUGAUUUCCUGCUCUAAUUUUGCCAAGUUUAUUUCAGUAGAUAUGAUUCCAUUAAAAACAAAAAAAACAAGGUUCAUAUUGAAUUAAAAUCCAUAUUCCAAAAUUAAUCUCCUUUUGUCAUUUCAGUUUUUCAGAACAUCAUAUUAUAUUGCUGAUGUACCAGCACUAUUAAAAAUGCCAUUUAAAGAAACGUUGAGCAUUCUUAUUAUACAUAUGAUUUAUUAAUACCAAGAAUCUUUUGGUAAUUUUCUAUCCAACAUAAUUUGAUUCAUUACAACACAAAAAGAAAAUGACUUUUGACAGCUAUAUAUGACAAUAUAAAAUCAAAUUAUAUCAGAGCAAUAAGUUGUGAUUCUAUUAAACAUUUUUUGAAAUCUUUUUGACACACGCUUAUUACUUAUAUAAUUAAACUUUGUAGCAACUCACCUUUUCAAAAUAAUCCUUAAACCUCUGCAGAGUGAAGGUAUUUAUUUUCUGAAAUUAGCAAAGCUAUGAGAAGAAAAAACCCUCCCUCACAACACAUACACACACGAAAAAUUGGGGAGAGAAAUUAAAACAUAUGCAGUGUUUAUGUUUUUAAUGCUCUUUUAAUCUCUGAAGUUAGCUUGCUAACUUAGGAAUAUAUGCAUGUGUAUAUAAUUAUAGCAUGACCAAAAAUGUAUUAUGUCUGAAAUAUUUAAGGAUGUGAACGCUGAAGAUCUUCAGAGGUCUGUUUUGGUUCAUUCUCCACAUAUACAUAACCGCCUACC